AUGAGCUCCCAGGGAUUCUCAUUUCCUCCCCCUCCUCCUCCCCCUCCUUCUCAGCAACAGCAGCAACCUCAAUCAGCUUUUCCGUCUGUUCCUCCACAGUAUGGUUACGGUUCUUAUGGUCAACGAGGUGGACGAGGUGCCGGAGGGCACAAUAGAGGUCGCGGCAGAGGAUUCGGGAAUCGAGGAGGUCGGGGAGGCUCCUUUGUUCCUCACCAUGCCAACCGUACCCCGACCUAUUCCUCGACUACACCGUCUUCUUUCGGUUAUGGGUCGAUAAACUAUACCGGGUUUACACCUCAAUCUCAUCCUACUGUCUCCCGCAAUAUUCCAACGCCCCAGAUUACGCCUUCGGGGUCGCCAGGUUUCCAACACCAGUCCAACACCACCUCGUAUGCUCCCCCACAACAAUUUUCACAGCCGCCAGCAGCUCUGGGAUCUCCGUAUCAGCCGCAAUCUAGCUAUGAUGCAGCUUACGCACCCCCAAAUGCGCAAUCGGGUCCUACAUACCCUUCUGUCGUGCAUUCGACUCAACAUGUCCCUCAACCCAUACAAGCACCGAUGAUGGGUCCUCCAAUGCGUUGGGGUUUUGAGAUGUCAUCGCCUACAGGACCAUUUGCUAGUCCUCAGCAUAGCAAUCAAUGGGCGCCGCGGCAAUCUUCUACACAUCAGAAUCAACCCUCCUUUGGUGGAAACUCAAUGAAGUAUGGUGGAAAGCGUGAUCAUGCGUCGGCAUUUGGAGGAAAACCGCAAUCAGUUGCACCUCGCGUUCCUGCACCGCCUCCGGUCCCAAGCUUCGGCAACCCUCUGCCUGUGAAACCUCCUCCGGCAGCUGAUGCUGCACAAAAACUGAGAAAAAAGAAAAGAAAACACAACCAGUUAGGGCUCACGCCCAAAACUGAGGAUCAUGAAUCGAGUGAGGAGGAAGACGACGUGGAUGAAGAAUCCAAGCUGGCGCCUGCCGGUGCUGGUGCUACAGCGCCGUUGCGAUUCACCUAUAGAGGACGGACUUCCACUCUUCAGUCAACCACAGACAUUGCCGCAUGGAUUGAGGAACGGAAGAAACGAUUUCCGACGCAAGCAAAGGUUGAGGAGAAGAAAAAAGCCAUGGAUGAGGCUAAGAAAGCCCGUGAGGAAGCUCUGAACAAGAAGAAGCUUGAGAGGCAGGAGCAAAGACGAGCCCAGAAGGUCGCAUCGAAACCUGAUGACAAGCCAGAGAGCGCCAUUGAUCCGGCGGAUGCAGCUGCCAAGGCGAAACGAAAAGCUGACAAGCUUCAACGCAAGCUGCUGAAGGAGCAGGAACGGGUAGCAAAAGUGGAGGCGGAUGCCGAGCGGGCUCGGCUCAAAGUUGAAAAGUUGCAGAAAGUGGCCAUGGAAGCUCGCAGAGGGUCAGAGUCUGCCACACAGAAAACCAAAUCUCAAGCUCUCGUCGCUGCAGAGAAGGCGGACACAGAAUCUGCUCAGAAAGCGCAGAUACUCGGCUCCAAGGACAGCGACUCGGAUACUGUGGCUGUCCCUGGCGAGAGUGCUGUCGCACCCAUGGCCUCCAAGAUACUGGUAACAAAGAUGAAACCCGGUGGAGAGAGUCAGAAGGAGGAAUCCGUCGCGUCAUCUUCCGAUGAUUCGGACGGCAGUGACUGGACAUCGUCAAGCGGGUCUGACAUCUCCUCUUCGGAUUCCGAUGACGAGAGCGAUGAUGAUUCGGCACCCGAAGAAGCGUCUUCUCGCCGUGAGGGGCCGGAGCGGGUAGCACCACCGCCUCGAAUAAACAAGAAGAAAGUGUGUCACCAUUUCGCUAGCCGUGGGCGCUGCUUGCACGGAGACAAGUGCCGUUUUCUGCAUGAGUUGCCGGAACGAGGCGUCAAAACGAAACCUGUAGAGAAGAAAGGACGGAGGGGACUCUUCCAAGCCCUGAUCGAACGCCAAAAAGAAGACGAGGAUCGGAAAGCGAUGGAAGUGAUCGUAUGGCUGGGAGAGAACGGAUUUCUCGAUGCUUCAGAGGCCAAUGAAAGGGCGACUGGACACUCCCAUACUGAUGGGAGCAAAGAUGAGGACCAAGUCCCUCAGGAGAUGAAUUACACAGUUGCUGCUGCCUAG
Molecule: messenger RNA, 2094 nt
Organism: Aspergillus thermomutatus
Lineage: Eukaryota; Fungi; Ascomycota; Eurotiomycetes; Eurotiales; Aspergillaceae
Product: CCCH zinc finger protein
Exons: 2
Coding region: 1-2094 (697 amino acids)
Biological process (GO): box C/D snoRNP assembly
Cellular component (GO): nucleus
Molecular function (GO): metal ion binding; RNA binding
Source: RefSeq, a predicted model, not a curated record